Molecule: messenger RNA, 1403 nt
Organism: Aedes aegypti (yellow fever mosquito)
Lineage: Eukaryota; Metazoa; Arthropoda; Insecta; Diptera; Culicidae
Exons: 3
Coding region: 1-1344 (447 amino acids)
Biological process (GO): sensory perception of smell
Molecular function (GO): odorant binding
Source: RefSeq, a predicted model, not a curated record
AUGCGGCUAGUAGAUAUCCAUUCCGUCCGCUUCGAGUACAACGACUACGACUACGACGACAACGCCGACGACUACGGACGGAUCAUCAUUCCUCAGUCGAGCUCAGUUUGGUUCAUUCGGUGCUCGGAAGCGGCAGUGCGGUCCCAACAUUCGCAACGCAAGCAUCGGAAGGCGGGCCAAGACGAAGACCUGCUGCUGCAGGUUCAGGAUCAGCCCAGCACUUCUUCCGCUGGUGGCGCUUCAGGAGGAGGCGGAGGCCAUUACCAGUCGGCAGCGUACCGGCAGCACCACUUUUACUAUCACACUUUGCAGCAGCACCGGCUUUGGAGGACGCAUGACGCGGUCACACUGCUCGGCUCCAAUUGGAAGGCUGCUCAAAAACUAGAACGGUGGCUUGGAAAUCAAAUCGUCACCAUGUGGAUCUCCGCAGCUUGUCUUAUUCUGGCGUUGAGCUUCACCUCAACAUCGCACGUGUUGGGCCUGGAUCAUUACUUCUCAUACAAAGAGUUCGAUUCCUACUUCCACGAGUGCGGUGAAUACUUUGAGGUGCCCAAUUGUACCUUAGACGAAUACACCGCCAAUGCUUUCCCUGACGACCCGGAAGUUCGGAGGCUGAUACACUGCACUAUGGUAAUUUUCAAAGGAUGGCAGGACGGAUUGGGUGUCGUAGAGUCCGUCAUGUCCGACUUCUUCAAUCCUGCUCCGGAAGACACCUGCUACGCUGACAGGACUCGAGAUUGCAUUCAAAACUCCCAAGCACCAUGUGACAGUAAUUCAACGCUUGCCUACAAGGCCUUCCAAUGUUACUUCCGUCAGUACGGAAACCUUAACCAGAGCCGUCAGUUCAUGCCAUACACUCUCCGCGAAGAGCAGGUGUUGAUCGAGACUGCGAUCGCCAUCGUUAACGUACCAAAGGACGAACUAGUGAACUACAGCAACGGAAUUCUACUAGAUCAACCACACUUUGCGGAUGUGAUCUACGUAGUUUUCGUCCGAGGGGGUUUCUAUGAUGUUGUCCAAGGACUUUCCCUUGACAAUCUCUACACGCAGUGUGGAAAGCCUGAGCUGCUGACCGCAGAAACUCAACAAUGCGUGGACGCAGCUACGUCCGCUUGGGAUGGUAAAAGUCGAAAGGAUUUGGUUUAUGCUUACUUCGUGAACUGCCUGCAAAAUGUUAUAACGUUUGCACAACGGAUCCAGGAGGUGGCGACCUAUUUGGUGGCGGUUCCACCAUCACCUUGCCCUCCAGCACCGAGCACCCCAUGUCCAACGACUACGACGACUACCACCACAACUCCACCACCUCCCAGUACGGUUCCCCCGUGCUACAAUGUAAGAAACUGAGCCGUUGGUGUUCUGACGUUUAAAUAUUUUUAAAUAAAUAUGGAUAAUUGAAAUUGAAA